This is a messenger RNA of Eimeria acervulina, 4137 nucleotides long. Its product is annotated as ABC1 domain-containing protein, putative. The record is from RefSeq and is a predicted model, not a curated record. The transcript has a single exon. The coding region runs from base 1 to 4137 and encodes 1378 amino acids. Lineage: Eukaryota; Apicomplexa; Conoidasida; Eucoccidiorida; Eimeriidae.
AUGAGCUCUUCUCGUCUUCUUUCUUCUGGGUUUUCAGUCUCUGUCCCUCGGCCUUCCUACCGCUUCCCCCCUCUUAACAUUCAAAGGGGGGCCCCCACGGGGGGCCCCCAGCCACCCCCCUUGGGGGCCCCUAGGGGGGCCCCUACGGGGGCCCUCACUGCUGCAGUGAUGCGGGGGGGAAGGCUGCAGAUGCAGCUGCAGCAACUGCAGCAGCAGCAGCAGCAAAGGGACACCACAGCAGCAGUUCCGCCUCUGCAGCUGCGCAUUCAUUUUUUAAAGAGCUGCAGCAAAGUCAACCAGCCCCAUAUACUUUCUUUUUGCAUGCGUUCGUUUAAAGUGCAUGCAAAAAGAGGUAGGAGUAGGCUGUUCUAUGAAGGGGGCCCCCCUUCAUAUAAACUCGUAUCUCAUAUAGAGGAGGGGGCCCCCUCUUGCCGUGCUGAUAGGGGCCCCCCUGCUGCUGCAGCUCUUGAUAGCAGCAGCAGCAGCAGUUUCUGCGAUUUCUACUCUUUUGUUUGUGACAAGGAACAUCUUAAUUUCAAUAGAGGAAGGUUUGAUGAUAAGGGAGAUAUCAAAGAGCUGCAGAUACACCCGAGCAGCAGCAGACAGCAGCAGCAGCAGCAAAGAGCGUGGAACCAGGGAGCAGCUGCUGCAGCUGUAGCUGCAGCAAUCCCGCUGGCUGCGGUGUCGCAUCAGCAUAAACAGCAAGAGCAGCAUGAGCAGCAGCAGCAGCAGCAGCAGCAGCAGCAAGGUUUGUUUUCUUUAGGUGCUUCUUCUAUUUGGGCACAGCUUCAGCAUUACUGCAGCGCAGAGGAGUGGGGGCAGCUGCUGCAUUGGCCUUCAUUUCUUCUCUCAGACCGCAGCAAAACCAGCAGCAGCAGCAGCAGCAGCAGCAGCAGCAGCCUUAGCAGCGGAGUGUCUUUGCUUUCUUGGGGUGUAUCGGGAUGGCUUCGUUUUUUCCGUAGUUUUUGUUCAUUUGCUGUUUGUAUAGCAGAUUAUAAAAUAACAUUUAUGCGUCUAUGGUGGAUGGGGCUGUGUGAACAGCAGCUGCGUGCAGCAGCAGCAGCAGCAGCAGCAGCAGCGGCAGCAGCAGCAUCAUUUGAUUGUGGGGAUUGUUCGCAGCAGCACUUAGCAGAGAGCGAGCGAUUGGGUGCGAAGUGCUUGCUGCUGCAGCAGCAGCAGCAGCAGCUAGAGCAGCAGGUACAUCAACGUGGAGCCGAACGGUUGCUUCGUCUUUGUGUUUUAAGAGGGGGGUUAUAUGUAAAGCUAGGGCAGUAUGUAAGCACACUGCAGCAUAUACUUCCUGCUGCGUAUAUAUCUGUGCUGUCUCAGCUACAAGAUAAGUGCUCAAGCGUCCCUUGGCCUGCAGCACAGCAGCUCUUAGAAGAAGAGUUAGGGGGCCCCCUAUCUUUAUUUUUCUGCGAGUUUAAUAAUAUUCCUGUUGCUGCUGCUUCUCUUGCACAAGUUUAUUAUGCUAAGAGAAGUACUGAUGGUGCUGCUGUUGCUGUUAAGCUGCAGCGUCCUGGUCUGGCUAGAGACAGUAGAAUAGACCUGCAGCAGCUGCGGCUUCUUGCUGCUGCUGCUUCCUUCUUCUUUCCUCAUUGCUGCAUUGCUUGGAUCUUGCCGGAGUUUCAUAGCAACAUGAAAAAGGAGUUAAAUUUUAUUCAAGAAGGAUAUAAUGCAGUGCGAGCAAAGCGCUUAUUCUAUUCAUCGCCUCAAGUGUAUAUACCCUGGGUUGAUUGGUCUUUAACUACAGAGAAGGUGUUGACAAUGGAGUUCGUACAUGGCAGCAAACUCACUGAUCUUGAUGCGCUCCAGCGGGAAGGGAUCUGCUGCAGCAACAGCAGCAGCAACAGCAGCAGCAGCAGCAGCAGCAGCAGCGGGAACAACGAGCUUGCUCACCUACUACUCACUGUCUUUGGGGAUAUGCUGCAUGUCCACGGCUUCGUCCAUUGCGACCCCCACCCAGGAAAUCUUCUCGUACGCAGAAUGCCGCCCCAGCAGCAGCAGCAGCAGCAGCAGCAGCAGCAGCAACAGCAGCAGCAGCAGCAAGUGACGCAAGGAGCGUGUGACGCCUCCUCAACAUCACCUCUUUCGCCAUCGACAGACGAAGCCUCCAACCCCAGCAGCAGCACCCCCAGCAGCAACAGCAGCAGCAGCAACAGCAGCAGCAGCAGCAGCAGCAAGGGGGAGGGUCAGCUGCAGCUGGUGCUGCUGGAUCACGGAAUGUACCGACGUUUGUCUCCCGAAUUUCGCGUUGCUUUUAGUCGUUUAUGGUUGGCGCUGCUGCUUAAUGAUGUAAGUGAAGGGAGAGAGGCUUUAAGAGAAUUAGGAAUAGGUAAGCAGCUCAAGCUGCUGCAGCAGCAGCAACUUGAGCAGCAGCAGCAGCAGCAGCGGCGGCGGGGGAUCCCCUGGCCUGCAUUCGCUCGCAGUGCUGCUGCUGCUGCUGCUCCUGCUGCUGCUGGGGGAGAAAAUAAAACGGCUUCUUCUUCUUCCUCCCCGUGGCAUCUACCGAGCAGCAGCAGCAGCUUCAGCAGCAGCAGCAGCAGCAGCAGCAGUGGGUUGUGUCUAGAUGAAGACACAGCAUUAGAUUUGCUUUCAGUUGUAUUAACAUACAGGCCUCAGUUGGGUUUAAAGACUCAGCUGGGGGCCCCGUUGCAUGCAGAAGAUAGAAGAAGAGUAAUGAUAGCUUUAGGUGGUUCGCCUAUAGAAGGGUUUAACACUGUGCUGCAGCUGCUGCAGCUGCUGCCUCGAGAUUUACUAUGGGUGCUUCGCAUGUCAUACCUUAUUAGAAGUAUUAACUGCGACUUAGGCGGAACAACUAAACAAAGACUUCUUAUUAUGGGAGCCUCUGCAUGCAAAGGUGUGCAGCUGACAGAUGCUAAACUCAAGCCUAAGCUAGAGGAAUGCAAACAGUUCCUUGCUGCUGCUGCUGCUGCUCCUGCUGCUCUUGAUCCUGCUGCUGCAGCAGAUAAACUUGCCCCUGCACAAGCAGCAUCAACAGCACCAACAGCAGCAAACAAUAACACACAGCCGCAGCACAACACUGCUACCACCGAACGCAGCAGCAGCACGGACAUCAACAGCAGCAGCAGCACCAGCAGCAGCAGCAGCACCAGCAGCAGCAGCAGCAGCAGCAGCAGCAGAAGACGAGGUUGUGCGCCUCGCUGGUACGAGCUGCCUGGAGCAGAGAGUCUGAACCUCCCUGUUGAUUCUGAAUACCCGCAUUAUGCAGCGUGGUGCUGGAGAAGAGCAGCAGCAAAAACAAACAAAACAGAGGAAGCAGACUCUACUACGCUUGCUGCUGCACAACAAUACACCGACAAGCAGCACUUGAACACUCCUCCUGCUGCUGCUGCUGCUGUUGCUGCUGCUUCUGAUGCUAAUGCUGCGGCGAUAACCGACUUGCAGGCCUGCCAGCAGCAGCGUCAAAAGCAGCAGCAGCAGCAGCAACAGCAGCAGCAGCAGCUGAGGGACCCUUUAGAAGAUCUGUACACUCAAAUGGUUUUAAUUAAUGGUGCAGAACAAGCAGAUCCUCUUGCUGCUUACAGAGGAGAGCACGGGGAGCCCCCGGGGCCGCUGCAGCAGCACCUGCUGCUGCUGCUGUUGCAGGCGAAGCAACGAGCAGCACAACUACGCCAGCAGUCUCCUCUGCUGCUGCACUCCUUGUGUGGGCCCUGCAAGAAGCAGAUACACCCGAGACUAACCUCUUGCACGCUGGCGAAUCAAGCAGACAGCAGCAGAAGCAGCAGCAGCAGCAGCAGCAGCAGCAGCAGCAGCAGCAGCAGUAAUGCUGCUGCUGCUACUGGCUCGGGCGCUGCUUACUCUUCUGCGCUAACUGUAGGUUCUCGAAUUAUGCGCAGAUCCUCUCCUGAUGCAGCAGCAGCAGCAGCAACAGCAGCAACAGCAGCAGCAACAGCAGCAUCAGCAGCAUCAUGGUUUGCUGCAAGAGACAAAACAACAGAGGCCCCCUGGGUCUCUCCGGGGCUGUUAUCUUCUGUGCGGUUGCUGCUGCUGCAGUUAGAGCUGCUGCUUACAGUAUCGAUGCUGCAGCUGCAGCUUUGGUUUGUAGAUUUGCUGCUGUACAUUGCUGUGGGGUCAACAGCUUCGCAGCAACCGCAGCGCCGCUCCUACGGCUAG